Messenger RNA from Pungitius pungitius (ninespine stickleback), 3765 nucleotides. RefSeq names its product G-protein coupled receptor family C group 6 member A. The coding region runs from base 198 to 3017 and encodes 939 amino acids. The record is from RefSeq and is a predicted model, not a curated record. The transcript is spliced from 6 exons. Lineage: Eukaryota; Metazoa; Chordata; Actinopteri; Perciformes; Gasterosteidae. Gene Ontology annotation, biological process: G protein-coupled receptor signaling pathway. Gene Ontology annotation, molecular function: G protein-coupled receptor activity. Gene Ontology annotation, cellular component: plasma membrane.
AGUCACUUACUGCUCCGAACUUCACUUCCUCGUGGCAGCACACGCCCGAGUGUCUGCAGGAUGACACUCGGUGGCACUUCUUCCAGUUCCGCUUGGCAAACAGGUUCCUCCUCGUGUCACCGCGUGGAGCACGCGUGGAAAGGAGAGCGCUCACACAAGCAGGAGAAGUGCUCGUCUGCCCCCAUACGGCCUCCGGGAUGCGGGUGCGUGGGCCGCCGUGCAGCUUCUUCUGGGCCCUGAUGCUCGCCAGCGGCUUGCCGGCUCCCGUGGACGGAUGUGACUUCACAGAGUCGGUCUGCGGCGCUCAGGCUCCCGGUGACGUGGUGAUUGGCAUUUUGUUGCCAUGUCAUCGAAAAGUGAUCAAUCUCCAGCAGCGGACCAGACCUGAGAACUUUCACUGCUCAAACUUUGAUCUGGAGUCAUUUCUGAGAACCUUGGCUGCCAUCCACGAAAUUGAGGUCAUCAAUGCAGCCGGCCUCCUGCCAGGGGUGCGUCUUGGAUAUUUGAUGUGUGACACGUGCGCCUCGGCGAGCAAGGCGUUGCAGUGUGUGGGGCACAUGCUCCAGGUCAACGGCUCUCUGAAUGCGACCUGCGACUACACCGACUUCAGGCCCGCAGUCAAGAUCGUUUUGGGAGCCCUGUUCUCUGAGGUGUCCAUCGCCCUGGCCAGACUGAUGAAUGUGUACAUGAUCCCUCUGCUGAGCAGCACGUCAUCCGCACCAGACCUGAGCAACAAACAGCGCUACCCGUCCUUCUUGCGCACCAUUCCCAGUGACAAACACCAGACCAGAGCAGUGGUCAGAAUGAUGCUUCACUUUGACUGGAACUGGGUCGGGGUCGUGUACGGCGACGACGAGUACGGCAGCGAAGCUUUUCACAGCUUCCUCCAGGACGCCGAGAACAACACCGUGUGUUUGGCCUACCAGGAGGUCUUGCCUCAUUACCUCGGCGAUUUGUUCAGCGCGGAGCGCGUCAAGCAAGUGGCCCAGGUGAUCCGCUCCUCCAGCGCCCAGGUGGUGCUGCUCAUCCUUAAGGUAGAACUGGUGGGGGCCCUAUUUAAGGAGAUGAUUGAGAGCAACACAUCAAGGAUCUGGAUAUCCACUGAUUCCUGGACCAAGAGCAAGUCCCUCUCCAAAAUGCAGGGCAUCAAUAAGGUUGGGGACAUCUUGGGCUUCACGUUUGUUUCUGAAAAGAGCGAACCCUUCGAUGACUACCUCAAGAAUCUGACAGCAACCCCGGGGGGCUACAACCACUUCAUUGAAGAAUACAAGAACCUGAGGUUUAACUGCAGCUCAGAAUGUUUCUCUGUCGAGCCUCCGUCCCACUGUCCCUCACCCGAGCUCCUGAGAAUGAAGUCCGCCAGCGCGUGCAAUCUCAAGGAUCCCCAAGGGCAAAACGAUGACUAUCUGGUGAAGGCUCUGGGCACGAGGGAAACCUUCCUUCAAAGAGUCGCAGUGUGGGCCACAGCGAAGGCUCUCAAAGAGCUGCUGAAGUGCAACAGCACGUCGUGCUCGGGAGAGGUUAACUUCCCACCAUGGAGGCUUCUUGAAGCACUCAGGAACAUUACGUUUGAGUUCGAGAACUAUACUAUCAAAUUUGACGAAAAUGGUGAUCUUUUAAAUUUUUACAACCUUAUCGCGUGGCAACGGGAUGGAAACAGCAGACGAUUCCAAAAUAUCGGGAAAUACGAUGUCCUUCGUCAAGAAAUUAUGGUUGAAAAAUACAUCACCUGGUUUUCAACAGCCAAUGCCACGAUCCCUUCAUACAGAUGCUCAGAGCAGUGCGCCGCCGGAUCAGUGAAAAAGAUCCUCAACGCAGUCUGCUGUUACAGCUGCACGCUCUGUGUGGAGGGGACCUUCUCAGACGUCCCAGAUCUUGAAACCUGCAAAGCGUGUCCCAAUGGAACCUGGGCUCUCAAGGGGUGGACCGAGUGCAGGCCAAGAUCUGAGUCCUACCUGCGAUGGACAGACGCUCAUCCCAUCACCAUGAUUGCAGCCGCGGCGUUUGGCGUCUUGCUCUUGUUUGUUGUCGCCCUCAUCUUUUUGGUGUACAGAGAUUCCCCACCCAUGAAAAGAGCCGAGGUAAGGUUGUCUUACGUCAUGAUGGUCGGUCUGUCGGUGAGCUUUGCCAGCGUGAUAUGCUUCAUGGGCAGGCCCAACGUACACCUGUGCAGAGCCCGUCAGUUGAUGUAUGCCCUGGGCUUCACCCUGUGUGUGUCCUGCAUCCUAGUCAAGGCCUACCGUACCUUCCUGGCUUUCCUUCCCUUCGGUCAGCUAACUUGCGGGCGCCUGCACAAACUCUACAAGCCGACCGCGAUCGUCGUCAGCCUGACGGCUCUCCAGGGGGUCAUCUGUCUCCUCUGGCUCACCUUGGACUCCCCUGAUAUUGACCCCACGCCUCCGUCCCCACAGAGCAUGGAAAGGCUGAUCCAGUGUAGCGAAGGUCUCACACACAUAGGCUUUGGCCUCAUGUUGGCCUACAUAGCGCUGCUGGCACUGGUUGGCUUCUUCUUGGCCACCAAAGGCAGGAAGGUUCCGCAGGAGUUCAGUGAAACGGGCUACAUCAUCUUCAGCAUGCUGAUGUACUUGUUCGUGUGGAUGUGUUUCAUCCCGGUCUACGUCACCAACCACAGAAAUGCUGCUCCUGUGCAGGCUACGGCCAUUCUAGUGUCCACCUACGGCAUCAUCUUCUGCCAUUUCUUACCCAAGUGCUACGAGGCGCUUCGUGGGUCGAAUGCGGAUACACUGGAAUGUGUCCUGAGGAGAUGGCGAGGUGUCGACCCCGGCCCUAAGGCUGAUCCGGUGACACGCACAGGUAGCGACGUCCCUGAAAUGGGCUUUCCCACCGCGAGGGGUAACCGAUUUUCCAUAUCAAGCACAACAACUAUGUUGACAAGCACAGGGAUGCUAAGCCCUGUCGAUUCUGAUGUGAUCCUAAAGCAGAUGUCCUAUUGCAAGAUGCCUCACCUUCGGAAGCUGGGGAACAAACUGAAGAGAUGUAGGAGUAUAUCCAUCUAAAACUGGUUCUGGUAUCUACUGUCCUAUAGUGGUAUAUCAUCCAUCCAUUCAUCCAUCCAUCUUCAACUGCUUAUCAGGGGUCGGGUCGCAUGGGGAAACAGCUCCAGAAGGGGACCCCAAACUUCCCUUUCCCAGGCCACAUCUACCAGCUCUGACUGGGGGAUCCCAAGACGUUCCCAGGCCAGUGCAGAGAUCUCUCCACCUGGUCCUGGGUCUUCCCCGGGGCCUCUUCCCAGCGGAACGUGGCUGGAACACCUCCCUAUGGAGGCGUCCAGGGGGCAUCCUUACUAGAUGGCCAAACCACCUCAACUGGCUCCUUUCAACUCAAAUGAGCAGCGGCUCAACUCCUCCUCGGUCUCACCCUCUAAGGGUCUCUAAGGGAGACGCCAGCCACUCUCCUGAGGAAACCCGUUUUGGCCGCUUGUACCCGUGACCUAGUUCUUUCGGUCAUGACGGUAUAUCAUUAUUAUUUUAUUAUUCAAACUUUCUAAAGACAAUAUUUUGUAUUUUAUAUUUUGUAUUUUAUAUUUUGUAUCUUUUUGUUGUUAAUCCAAGCUAAAAAAAAGUUGUUUUGCUCGAAGCUGUUGAAUUCUUUAUUGUACAAACAAAAGCGCUCUUGUGUGUUAUAUGCAAUUAAAAGCAAUUAAAUUAAAAAUUUAAAAAACUUAUAAACUUUUAAUGCACCUUUUUUUCUUCAUCACAACCCAAUGUAUGCAUCACAACAGAUCAACAAGGAGUCUGCUCUUGA